Molecule: messenger RNA, 4082 nt
Organism: Chinchilla lanigera (long-tailed chinchilla)
Lineage: Eukaryota; Metazoa; Chordata; Mammalia; Rodentia; Chinchillidae
Gene: Dele1
Product: KIAA0141 ortholog
Exons: 13
Coding region: 129-1775 (548 amino acids)
Molecular function (GO): protein binding
Source: RefSeq, a predicted model, not a curated record
GCUGCUCCCCCAUUGGCCCGUCACGGGCGUACGUGGGGACGGUCGCGCCGCGCCCCUGCGGCCGCUCUAGCCGGGGGCCCGCGCUCCGGCUCGUCCUCUCCGUUCGGGCUUUCCAUGGUGCUGGCAACAUGUGGCGCCUGUCGGGACUCCUGGGCCGAGCUCUUCCCCGUCUGCUGGGUCCUGAUUUCCGGGGGGUGACCCCCAAGCCCACCAGCCCAGAUGGGCCUCAGGCAACCUCCUCCUCCUCGCUGGUCUCUGUGCCCAACAUCGACAGGUCAGGCCCUCAUGGCCCAAGUACAAGCAGGGAUCCAAAGUCGCACAGAUGGAAGGAUGCCUUCCAGUGGAUGUCCGCUCGUGUCUCCCCGAACACUUUGUGGGAUGCCAUCUCAUGGGGCACUCUGGCUGUGCUGGCCCUGCAGGUGGCAAGACAGCUCCACUUCCAGGCGUUCCUGCCCACAGGGCCUCGGCAAGCAGAACACUGCUCUUGGCGCAGUCCACUAGACCGUUUCCUCUCGUCUCCCUGGUGGCAUCUGCACUCCUCACUGCGGAGUCAUGUUCUGCCCAGCCCCGACCGCCCAGCCCCCAGGCACCUUGGCCUCAGGAAACCCAAGCUGAGCCCGGAAGAGCCCUCAGCUCAGCCCAGAAGCUUCUCUCUCAGCUCCUUGAGAUCAGCUGGUCCUCAGGAGCCCUCUGAGGAAGGCUUUGCCUUUGCAGGUCCCAGUAAUUUCGGCCUCCUGGAUGCCAGCAGUAGCUUUGAGUCCAAGCCAACGCCAGCCCAGCCUCAGCACCCUGGUGCAAAGAAGGAACAAGAUAAAUCAAAAACUCUUUCCCUGGAGGAGGCCGUGACGUCCAUCCAGCAGCUCUUCCAGCUCAGUGUUUCCAUUGCUUUCAACUUCCUGGGGACAGAAAACAUGAGGAACGGGGACUACACGGCAGCCUUUUCUUACUUCCAGAAAGCUGCAGACCGUGGCUACAGCAAGGCACAGUACAACAUGGGCUUGUGUCAUGAGCAUGGCAGAGGCACCCACAGGGACCUCCGCAAGGCGAUCUUUUAUUACCAAUUGGCUGCUAACCAGGGCCACAGCCUCGCUCAGUACCGCUGUGCCAGAUGUCUGCUGCAAGCCCCAGCCUCCUCAGGGGACCCUAAGCAACAGAGAGCACUGUCCAUGCUGAAGCAGGCUGCAGACUCAGGCCUGAGAGAGGCCCAAGCUUUCCUUGGGGUGCUUUUCACGAAGGAGCCACACCUGGAUGAGCAGAGAGCUGUGAAAUAUUUGUGGCUUGCAGCCAGCAAUGGGGACUCACAGAGCAGAUACCACUUGGGAAUUUGCUAUGAGAGGGGCCUUGGUGUGCAGAGGAACCUGGAAGAGGCCAUGAGGUGUUACCAGCAGGCAGCGGCUCUGGGAAAUGAGCCUGCCCGGGAGAGGCUGCGGACCCUCUUCACAGAGGCAGCAGUGCCAGGGGGAGCCAAGUCUUUUGAGAACUUUCUGCUUCAAAAUAGAAGUCUGAGAACGCCGCCUGAGGAAGCACUGCUUUCACCCCUCCUUGCAGCCCUCAGCCCCAGCCACCUGGCAGUCGCAGGACUGAGGUCUUUCUCCAGCCCCUCCCUCUGCAAGCUGAACUCCCUGCUGGCAGGCACCUCAGGUCUCCCUCACGCGUGGAGCACUGGGAAUCUCAGCCACCUGUGCAGGAGCCAACCUCUUGGGGCCAGCCCAGGAGCCCACGGCAGCACUGUCUCCUCCUUGGAAAGAAGUCUUGUAAGAUUGGGCUUUGGCUAAGGAGGAGGGAGUUCCUGAUGCCUGCACUAUCUGCUUGACUUUUUCAGACCUCCCCUCGGCCCUAACGAUGGAGCCUUUGAGUUCUCAGAAUAUCACUACUUGAGUCCCACAGAAGCCAGUUACCAUUCACCAUCCCAGAAACCUUGAGUGCCUCCCCAGCACUGUAAAGAGGAGGGGAGCGUGUGCACACCUGGCUCUGGCCACCACCCGCCUGGCCUUGUCACCUUGUAGCAGGGACCCUAGUCACGAAUGUCAUUUCCUCAGCCGUAGACCAAGGGCAGCAGUGCGUGCCCUCUGGGCUUCACAGGGCCGAUGCUGGGCAUUUCACCGCAGAGAGGACCCCGGUUCCUUCUUAGACCGCUGAAGGCAGAGUGAUGCAGUUACACAGCCUCAUGAGACUCCAGGCCGGGAUGAGGGCCCAGGCCUCCUGACUGCUGGCCCAGGCUUCUCUUCUACUGUUCACACUGUCAUUCUGUGUGAAAGCGUCAUUAUCAUCCUGCCGAUACGAGGGAGGAAAUGGAGACUGGGCACCUGGAGUCUUGGAACCGGACAGUAUAGACUGAGUCUUCACUUGGGAAAGGUGAGCCAGAGGUAUCUGGGCAUUUAAUAAAGCAGCUCGUGGAUUAUCUCAUCACUCUUGCCCUUGAGUGUGUUGGUGAGAGGCGGGGAGACAGGAAGGGGGGCUGAAAGGCAAGGCUCCAUCCUCAUCUCUGAACUCUCCAUUAACCAAUUAAAGGGUCUUAAAAGCUUCUCCAGGAGAGAGACUUAGAAAAAAAAUGAUUUCUGAGUCAACGCUAAUGACUCCAAUUACUGAAUUUGUGAAUAGCUGUUCCCUGGCUUCUGGAUGUUAGCUGGAGCUCAGCAGCAUAGGCAUGGCAGAGGAAGAGGAAGGGAAAGACUGAGGACCGGCUCCUCCGGUGACUGCUUACACAGAAGAACCAGCGAGCUUGGCCAGUACAGAGGAGGGAGGAUGUGGGGACAACGUUGUCCAUAGUCCCUCUGCUACCAACCCCCGCCUCUCCCAGUCUCAUAGGAGGUGCUUUCUACACUUUUCUAAGACCUCACUCACCCCUGGAGCCCCAAGAGCCACCUCCUUGGUAGCAGGGACCCCAUCUUUGUAGCCCAGCAUCUCAGCGUCUCGCCCAGUGUUUUGUGUAGCACAGGGGCUCGGUGCUGUUUUAAGCCAUCCAGUGCACUAAUCUCUCAGCCAAAAAAAGGGUUUCUGUGGUCAAAUAAGUUUGGGAAGCACUGCACCAGACGUCCCCUUUUUGUAGAUUCACAGUACACAUCAGCAAAUUCCAGGUUCCAAGAAGUCCUGCAGUAAGAACACUGUUAACUCAGUGUGCGCCUCCCUGGCCUGAGACAGAGCCGCCUCCUUCCUGGGCACCAGCAGAAAUGUCACCACUUUCUGUCCUGGUGGUGCCACACUUACCGGUUGCCUCCCCGCCUGGGCAUUUUGGGCCCUGAUUCCUGCUUCCCUGCCCGUCACUGGGGCCAGGCACACCCAGACAGUGGACCUGGCAGCUGAUGGAGAAGGCGCUGCGCCAGCUCCCUCCUGCUCAGCCACUGCGGGUUAAAGGCAGCCUCUGUCUGGGAGCCUGAGGUGAAGCAGGUAUUUCUAAACUCUUGAAGCUGGGAAGGAACAGCCUGUCCUAGUGGAGAGGGAAGGGUGGAAGCUGAAAGGACAUGUCAUCAGGGACCAAAAGCCCAUGGCUGUGCAGUCAUUGUCGUCUUGAUUCAGCCCCAGGAGACUGGCUUUGUGGGCACAGUGGGCAGACUGGGCAACUGCUGUGCUUCUGCCAUUAAAAUUCUGCUAUUAAGGACCUGUCUUCAGUGCCCUGAGGGGAAAUGCUGGAGGGAGGCAGGAGAGGGCCCCGCAUCAGGCCAGCCUGUCUCAGAAUUCUGGCAGAUCUAAGGAUCCGGACCUGGGGCCUGAUUCACGAGACCCUGAGCAAAGCUCUACUGCCUCAGUUUCCCUAUCUAGAGAUGUUCUUUCCAGGGAUCCCUUGACACUAUGGUGGGAACAAGGCCAUUUGAUUCAUUAGAUCUUCCAGGCCAGUACGUGGAGGGCACUUAGCAGAUGUUCAGGAAAUAGUCAUCAAAUGCGAGUGAUUAUUUGUACCACAUCUCCACUCAAUGCCCAGCACAAACCUACCCAGGACAUAGUAAGUGCUUUAAAUAACUGUUGAGUGGAUGAAUGAAUGACUCCAAAUACCCCUCCUUCUUCCCCUAACUGUUGAUUCUUGUACUUUCUGGCACUUAGCAAUUGUUCAAUAAGUAAUAAACACAAAAUGUUUGUUGAAUGAA